Rotaria sp. Silwood1 is the source of this 2750-nucleotide messenger RNA. Lineage: Eukaryota; Metazoa; Rotifera; Eurotatoria; Philodinida; Philodinidae. The record is from the annotation of a GenBank genome assembly.
AUGGCACCAAUUCAGUUUCAUCCGAAUCAAGUUUUCGAUGAAACCAAACAUAUUGUGGAUCCAAUUGCUAAAAAAUAUCUUGAGAAAGCGACUAAUGAUGUACAUCAUCUUAUUCCGGUCAAAGUUGCUGAUGACGGAAACUGUUUAUACCAUUCAAUUCUUCUAUUAAUGAAUAAUCCAACGGUGAUGACGGAUGAAUUGCGCGUUCGAACAAUUAUCGAACUUAUGACAAAUGAAGCUUAUUAUGAUAGCAUGUAUUCACAAUUCAUUGGAUCUGUUGCAUUUAUUAUCAAGGCUAUGUGCAAAAAUAAUACAUUUUCAGAAUUGUAUGAAAUUAGUGCAUUAUGCAAUGUACUUAAAUGUAAUAUAAGAAGUAUCUAUCCAAAAAUCGAUUUUCGAGAAGAUAUGAACAUUUUGAAUAACGUAUUUACGCCUGCUCCACCUGUCAUUGCCAACUGUAACAUCGAAAUUUUGUGGUCUCAUGUCUUGAACGAAACAGCUGCACCAGCUGCAAAUAAUGGCGCAUGGAGUCCCAAUCAUUUUGUUCCUCUUCUAUCAUCAGCAAUGCAUUACACAUCUGAAUAUGAAAAUAAAUCACCAACGUUUCCUACUCCUGAAAAGAAAACGUUUAAGAAUAAUACUCCUACUCGAAUACGAAGUCCUGAAUUUGAAUGUUCUCCUAGCAGCCGUCGACGUAUCGAUAACAUGGGAAUGUACUCCACUCAAUCAAUCAGUUCAAGUGUACUACAACAAAGUCAAAGUGACAUAGAAGAGCAACGUCGAGUGCGGCUUGAUGCACAAAAAGAACGAGCGCGAUCUAGCCGAAUGAACGAAACAGAAGAACACCGUCAACUUCGCCUUGAAAAGCAAAAAACACGAAAUCAAUCGAAUGAAACAAUAGAACAACGUCAAAUUCGACUUGAAAAACAAAAAACACGAACUCAAUCGAAUCGUUCAAAUGAAACAGAACAACAACGUCAAAUUCGACUUGAGAAGCAAAGGAAACGAAGCGAAGCAAGCAGAGUGAAGAAGAAAUUUGAAAAACACACAUUUGAUAACAUUGAUAUUCAUCGACAAAAUAUCGAAAUACAAUUUAGCGAAGCGGAAGAAGAAGCAUCAUUGGAUAAUAGCAGCACAAAUGAAAACAUCAUAAAGAAAAAGAACGACUCAAAUUAUUCCUGUUGGCCUGAACCGAUUCCUCGUGAAUUAAAAGAGGCCCGAUUGCAAAAGUUUCUUCAACAGAUGUCUAUGUCAGUACUAGCUGAUGCUACUUGUGCAAUUUGCAACGUUCAUACUCCAAUACAACAGUCAAAAAAAGUGCCACUCUCAAAAAUUCCUAAUAUUCAUUUACUUAAAGUUUCUGAUGAACUCAAAAAUUUAAUUACUAAUGGUCCAUCAUCGUUAUCACAACAUUUAGACGGUAACAGCACAGCAAUUAUUCAAAAUAUUCAAAUUCCUUCAACUUUCGAUUCUUCAUCAUUUCAUUAUGAUAAUAGUGUUAUCUUAUAUACCAAUGGAUUAUUUCAACAAAACAAGGUGAACAUGUGCAUACUUUGCCAAAAAUGUCACAUUUCUCUGUCGAAUGGACAAAUUCCUAAAUUCUCAGCUGCCAACAAUAUGUGGUUAGGUGACGUACCAUCUGAAUUACAAGGAUUGACAAUUCCAGAAGAAAAAUUGAUAUCACUCUAUCGUCACAACAGCUGUAUAAUAAAACUUCAUUCGCCUUUCCAUUCAACUACAACUGCCCAGACAGCAUUGAAAGGCAACUGUAUUACUUUUCUUCAAAAUGUACCAAAUAUUGUUAAUAGUUUACCACUUACACUUAACGAGCUGUGUGAUACACUUAAAGUAAUUUUCGUCGGAGCUCAUCCUCCUGAACGCAUUCAACUUAAAAAAGUGCUUACAGUACGCAAGAAGAAAAUUAUCGAAGCAUUAUAUUGGCUGAAGAAACACAACGUACUUUAUCAAAAUGUUGAUAUAAAUCUGAAGAAUAUUGCUCAAUUACCUGAAGACGAUGUACCAGAAUGUAUUAUGUCAACGAUGGAACAGAAGAUAGGCGAUGAAGAAAUUCAAUCUGAAAGAAUUGGAUAUAUUCCUGAUCCAUUAUCUGACCCAAUAGAACGUACUAGUACAGAUAGUAUUCCUAUUACUAACGGUUCGGAAUCCAACAGUGCAUUAAAUAAAUUAUUGCAUCAUAUUAAAACCAUCGGUGGUCGAGUUAUGGGUUCAGCAUAUUCACGUACGGCAUUACGUACACGUAUUCAUGCAUUAAUCUAUAAUCAAGGGUUACCAAGCAUUUUUUUAACUUUAAAUCCAGCUGAUAUUCACAGUCCCGUGGCAUUAUAUUUUGCGGGAGUCAAGUUGGAUUUAGAUAAUAUUCAAUUAGCGCAACUGAUGACUACUUACAAAAGAGCCGAAAUUAUAGCUUCUCAUCCUGUUGCUACCGCAAAAUUUUUUCAUUUAUUAAUUUCAAAUAUCUUAAAUACUAUGAUUAGUGGUGGUGUUCUUGGACCAAUAAAAGCUUAUUUUGGUACUAUUGAAAGUCAAGGACGAGGUUCGCUUCAUUUGCAUCUUCUUAUUUGGCUUGACCAUGAAAUGAAACCAGUUGAUAUGAAAGAGAAGAUUCAAAAUGCUGAUUUUCGUGAAAAGUUAAAGGCAUAUUUAGAAGAUAUUAUCAAAGAAGAUUUGGAUGAAUUCAAAGACAAACAUGUCUUUGAGAAUUUAGACGGUAUGGAACGUUUUGCUUUUAU